Messenger RNA from Heteronotia binoei (common prickly gecko), 5424 nucleotides. RefSeq names its product protein tyrosine phosphatase non-receptor type 23 (gene PTPN23). Gene Ontology annotation, cellular component: endosome. Gene Ontology annotation, molecular function: protein tyrosine phosphatase activity; protein binding. Gene Ontology annotation, biological process: endocytic recycling; protein transport to vacuole involved in ubiquitin-dependent protein catabolic process via the multivesicular body sorting pathway; early endosome to late endosome transport. The record is from RefSeq and is a predicted model, not a curated record. Lineage: Eukaryota; Metazoa; Chordata; Lepidosauria; Squamata; Gekkonidae.
GGUGCGGCGGCGAUGGAGGCCGUGCCGCGCAUGCCCAUGAUCUGGCUGGACCUGAAGGAGGCCGGGGAGUUCGGCUUCCCCCAGGCCGUCAAGAAGUUUGUCCUGAAGAACUAUGGGGAGAAUCCCGAGAAUUACAACGAAGAGCUGAAGAAGCUGGAGCAGCUCAGGCAGAAUGCCGUGAACGUGCCCAGGGACUUUGAAGGCUGCAGCAUCCUGCGGAAGUACUUUGGGCAGCUUCAUUACCUGCAGAGCCGCAUCCCCAUGGGGGCGGAGCACGAGGCAGCCGUCCCCAUCACCUGGACAGAGAUCUUCUCUGGCAAGGCGGUGACCCAUGAGGACAUCAAAUACGAGCAGGCCUGCAUCCUCUACAAUCUGGGUGCCUUGCACUCCAUGCUGGGGGCCAUGGACAAGCGGGUGUCCGAGGAGGGCAUGAAGGUCUCCUGCACCCAUUUCCAGUGUGCUGCCGGGGCGUUCACCUACCUGCGGGACCACUUCCCCCAUUCCUACAGUGUCGACAUGAGUCACCAGAUCCUCAAUCUCAACAUCAACCUCAUGCUGGGCCAAGCUCAGGAGUGCCUCCUGGAGAAGUCGAUGCUGGACAACCGCAAGAGCUUCCUGGUGGCCAGGAUCAGUGCCCAGGUGGUGGAUUACUACAAGGAAGCUUGCCGGGCCUUGGAGAACUCGGAAACCGCCUCCCUCCUGGGGAAGAUUCAGAAGGACUGGAAGAAGCUGGUGCAGAUGAAGAUCUACUACUUCGCCGCCGUGGCCCACCUGCACAUGGGGAAGCAGGCAGAGGAGCAGCAAAAGUACGGGGAGAGGGUCGUCUAUUUCCAGAGCGCUUUGGACAAGCUCAACGAAGCCAUCAAACUGGCCAAGGGGCAGCCUGAAACGGUGCAGGAGGCUUUGAGGUUCACCAUGGAUGUUAUUGGAGGAAAGUUCAACUCUGCCAAGAAGGACAACGACUUCAUCUACCACGAAGCAGUUCCUGCCUUGGACACCUUGCAGUCGGUGAAAGGUGCUCCUCUGGUGAAGGCCCUUCUCAACCCCACAGACCCGGCUGUGACAGGCCCUGACAUUUUUGCCAAGCUGGUUCCGAUGGCUGCCCACGAAGCAUCUUCGCUCUACAGUGAAGAAAAGGCCAAGCUGCUGCGAGAAGUGAUGGCCAAGAUUGAAGCCAAGAACGAAGUGCUGGAGCAGUUCAUGGACUCCCUCCAGCUGGACCCCGAGACGGUGGACAACUUGGACAUGUACGACCACAUCCCCCCGGUCUUGAUGGAGAAGUGCGCGGCCCUGAGCGUGCGCCCGGAGACGGUGAAGAACCUCGUCCAGUCCAUGCAGGUGCUGUCUGGGGUUUUCACGGACGUGGAAGCCUCUCUGAAAGAGAUCAAGGACCUCCUGGACGGAGACGAGGCCCAGGAGCAGAAGCUGCAGGAGGCCCUGGGGAAGCUGCCCCCCCAGCAAGGCUCUCCUCCCCCCGCCGCCUGCCCCGCCCUGGCAGAAGUGGCCAAGGAGUGGGCCAAGUACAUGGAGGUGCACGAGAAGGCCAGCUUCACCAACGCCGAGCUGCACAAGGCCAUGAACCUUCACAUCAGCAACCUGCGGCUGCUCAGCGGGCCCCUGGAGCAAGUGAGGGCUGCCUUGCCCACCCCCAGCCUUACCGAAGAGGACAAGCAAGUGCUGCAGAACCUGAAGCGGAUCCUGGCCAAAGUGCAGGAGAUGAAGGACCAGCGGGUCUCCCUGGAGCAGCAGCUGCGCGAGAUGAUCCUGAAGGACGACAUCACUACAUCCCUGGUGACGACGGACAGAUCCGAGAUGAAGAAACUCUUCGAAGAGCAGCUGAAGAAGUACGACCAGAUCAAGGUGUACCUGGAGCAGAACCUGGCCGCCCAAGAGAACAUCCUCAAGGCCUUGACGGAGGCCAACGUCAAGUACGCCGCGGUGCGGAAGGCCCUGGCGGAGGUGGAGCACAAGUGGAACACCACCCUGCAGACGUUGGUGGCGUCCUACGAGGCUUACGAGGACCUGAUGAAGAAGUCCCAGGAGGGAAAGGAUUUCUACGCUGACCUGGAGGGCAAAGUAGCCAAACUUCUGGAGAAAGCCCAGGCCGGCUGCAAGGGGGCGGAAGUCACCCGGCAGCAGCUCUUGGAGAGGGAGAUGAAGAAGAGGCCCCCGCCCCGGCCCACCACCCCCAAGCCGCCUCUGCAGCUGAAGGCCCCCGAGCUGGACCCGGCGGAGCCCCUGCCCCUCAGCUCCCUGUCCCUGGCCGACCUGCCCGAGGAGCUGCGGAGCCUCCCUCCCGAAGUGCUGGCAGCUCACCUGGCACAGCUCCCGCCGGACGCCCUGGCCGCCCUCUCUGUCUGCGGGGGGCUGAGAGCCCCGGGCCCCGAGGCCUUCGGGAUGGGCGGCAGGGCAGCAAGCGCCCCUCUGCAGCCCCCGCUGGCAGGCCAGCCCGCAGCCCCCUACCCACCGGGCCAGUACGUGGCCGCAGCUCCUCUGCCCAGACACUAUGCCCCGGCCAGAGGGGCCGGCCUCGUACCUGCGAUCCCGGGCAGCUCCGGGCAGGGGCCUUUCCCGGUGGUGCUGGGGGCCCCUCACAUGCCUGCCCCGCAGCCGGCCAUGCCUCCUCUGAGCUCCGCCCCUUCUUCGGCCUCCGGCUCAGCGGCCUUCCCUCCCGGGGUGCACUUGCCGCCUGCCGCUUACCCUGGGCCCCAGCUGCCUCCCCCCAGGGCCUCCCCGCAGCACCUGCCCAGGCCCCUUUCCGCCCCGGGGCCGGCCUAUUGCGUGGGGCAGCCGGCUACUUCCGGGGGCCACCCUGUCCGCCCGCUGCCCACCGCCCCCCACCCCUUUGGAGCCGGCGGCUUCCCUUCCCACCCCCAAGCCGUGCGGCCGGCCACCACCACCGUGGACAGCAUCCAGGCCCCCAUCUCCAGCUGCGCAGCCCCCCGGGGCACGGCCGGCCCUCUCCCUCCCUGGGUUGGGCCGCAGGGGCCCGGCCUGCCCUUCCCCUACGCCCAGGCCGGAGCCCCUCCCUCCAUGCGGCAGGCCCUGCCUCCUUUCUCAGUCGCUCAGCCCCCUCAGGGCUUCUCCGCUCACGGGCAGCUGCAGCCCUCCCUGGCAGGCCAGCCGCCGCUCCAGCAGCUCCCGCCCCAGUUCCUGCCCCAGGCCCGGCUCCCACAGCAGCAGCCGCCGGCCUUCCCGCCCCCGUUCCCACCCCAGGGCCCAGGCCAGCCCCCCAUCCGGGCCCAGGGCCCCCCUCUCCCUCCUGGCCAGGGGCAGUUCCCAGGCCAGCCGGGACCCCAACACUACCAGCUCCCUGCCCAUGAGAAGCUGGGCCUGCCUCCCCACUCAGGGGCCCUGGCCUUCCCCGGCCCUGUCCCCACCAUGAUGCCCCACCAGCCCUUCCCUCCCAGCUGCUCCGCUCAAGUGGCAUUCGGCUCCGGCCCCUUGCCCCGGCCUCCGGGAACCGCCACCCCCCCGAUCCCUCCCGGGGCUCCCCUGGCGCUGGCCGGGCCUCAGCCCCCACCCGCUCGAGCUGCCCCUCCCCACAUCCCUGCGGCCCCCAGCCCUGCCAUGCCCCAGAUGCCAGGCGGAGUGGUGGUGCCCUCCCCGGCCCCCUCUCCACAGCCCAUCCCGCCUCCCCUCCUCCUGCCUUCCUCCCUCCCGCCACUGCCGCCUUCCUCCUUGGGCCCAGCUGAGCUCCACUUCCACCGCCAGAGCUCCGCCACCGACGACCUCCUCUCCUCCAGCCCCGAGAGCCAGCUGGGCUGUGCCAAGGCCUCCGUCAGCCAGCCCCUGCUGCAGCCCACCAAGGCCGACGCCAAGGACGGCCUGAAGCCCAAGGCCGUCCAGCUGAUCGAGAAGGACCCCUAUGAGAAGCCAGAGCACAUCCGGCGGCUCCUGGUGGAGCUGGAGCGCUUCCGGGAGAGGGUGGCGGGCCUGGAGAAGCCGGCCUCGGCGGGGGGGACCAGCGAGCUGGACGGCCUCUGGAAGGAGCUGCAGGAGACCCAGGAGAAGGACGCCCGGCAGCUCUCCAUCGCCAUCGCCCGCUGCUACUCCAUGAAGAACCGCCACCAGGACAUCAUGCCCUACGACAAGAACCGCAUCGUCCUCCAGUCCGGCAAGGACGACUACAUCAACGCCAGCCGGGUGGAGGACCUCUCCUCCUACUGCCCCGCCAUCAUCGCCACCCAGGCCCCGCUGGUGGGCACCGCCUCCGACUUCUGGCUCAUGAUCUACGAGCAGAAGGUCUCCGUGGUCGUCAUGCUGGUCUCGGAGCCGGAGAUCGAGAAGCAGAAGGUGGUCCGCUAUUUCCCCACGGAGCGGGGCCAGCCCAUGGUGCACGGCCCCAUCACCCUGGUCCUGACGAGCCUCAAGGCCACGCCCACCCACGUGGAGAGGAUGAUCACCCUGCAGUUCCGAGACCAGAGUCUGAAGCGCACCGUCAUCCACCUGCAGUUCUCCUCCUGGCCGGAGCUGGGCCUCCCAGACAGCAAAGGGGACCUCCUCCGCUUCAUCCAGGAGGUGCACAGCCAUUACCUUCACCAGAGGCCUCUCCAUACCCCCAUCGUCGUCCAUUGCAGCUCCGGGGUGGGCCGCACGGGGGCCUUCUGCCUCUUGUACGCAGCCAUGCAGGAAGUGGAGGCCGGGAACAGCAUCCCCGACUUGGUGCAGCUGGUGAAGAGGAUCCGCCGGCAGAGGAAGCACAUGCUGCAGGAGAAGCUCCACCUCAAGUUCUGCUACGAAUCGGUUCUGAAGCACGCCAAGCAGGUCCUGCAGAGACACGGGGUCACCGCACCGUCCGCCGGCAAGCCUGCCAGUAGCCCCUCCCAGAAGCCGUACGUCCACCAAGACCCCCAGGACCUGGUGCUGGGAGGAGACAUGCCCAUCAGCUCCAUCCAGGCCACCAUCGCCAAGCUGAGCAUCCGGCCCUCCUCGGGGGGCUCCGAGCCCUUUGUGGACGGGCAGCUGUCGGAGCCCGGGGGGGAGAAUGCCGCUGCGCUCCACCCGCCACCCGCUGCAGUGCCGCCUCACCCCGCAGCUGCCGAUUGUGGGCGUUCCAGCAGCCUAGAACUGGCCCCUCCGCUCUCGCCGCCUGCCACGCCCGUCCCCCGGCCUGAGGCUCCGGGCCCUUUGGCGGUGGAGAACAGCCACCGGGCGGAGGAGGAGGAAGAGGGGGAAGAGGAGCGGCGGAGCCUGAAGCCGCUUCCGGGGCUGGAGCCCGCGGCCCCUUCGUCGUCCUCGCUGGACCUCCUGGCCUCGCUGACCCCCGAGGCCUUCACCCUGGACAGCUCCCUCAAGGGCCGCCACCGAGUCAGCAAGCAGAGCUUCCGCCAGCCCCAGAACGGCGAGGGCCUGCGGGGGGCCCGACCCAGCGACGACCCCCUCAGCAUGCUGGACCCGCUCUGGACACUCAACAAGACCUGA